AUGCUGGCAGAAGACCAAAACGUCCCUUCGGCCAACAGCGAGGAUGUCGCUACCCCAGUUUCAAUGAAUCCGAUCAAGGGUUUCGGGUUUCGGGUUUAG
Molecule: messenger RNA, 99 nt
Organism: Eimeria tenella
Lineage: Eukaryota; Apicomplexa; Conoidasida; Eucoccidiorida; Eimeriidae
Exons: 2
Coding region: 1-99 (32 amino acids)
Source: RefSeq, a predicted model, not a curated record